AUGGGUUUAAUUGAAGAAGCACACAACGUGAAAAUUGUUGGUUCGGGUAACCAAACCAUAGUACUAGCCCACGGGUUUGGAACCGAUCAGUCGGUUUGGAAGCACCUUGUACCGCAUCUGGUUGACGAUUAUCGGCUCAUACUGUUUGAUAAUAUGGGCGCCGGAACCACCAAUCCGGAUUACUUUGAUUUUGAAAGGUAUUCGACACUGGACGGGUAUGCCUAUGACGUGAUUGCAAUACUGGAGGAGCUUCGGGUUCAGUCUUGUAUAUUUGUGGGGCAUUCUGUAUCCGCCAUGAUUGGGGCUAUCGCUUCGAUAACCCGACCCGAUCUUUUUACCAAGAUUGUCGCCAUCUCUGCUUCGCCGAGAUACUUGAAUGAUACAGACUACUACGGAGGAUUUGAACAUGAAGAGAUUCAACAAUUAUUUGAAGCCAUGCAAUCCAAUUACAAGGCAUGGUGUGAUGGAUUUGCACCUCUAGUCGUAGGAGGUGACAUGGAAACAAUGGCAGUCCAAGAAUUCAGCAGGACAUUGUUCAACAUGAGACCCGAUAUAGCAUUAAGUGUGGCACAAACCAUAUUUCAAAGUGAUAUGCGACAUUUGUUAAGUCAUGUCACUAUACCUUGUCACAUAAUUCAGAGUAUGAAAGAUUUAGCUGUUCCAGUGAUGAUUUCUGAGUACCUGCACCAGAACCUUGGUGGCCAAUCCAUAGUAGAAGUGAUGCAGACUAAUGGUCACCUACCUCAAUUGAGCUCGCCGGACGUUGUAAUUCCAGUGCUUCUUAGGCACAUUCGUUAUAACAUUGCUACUUGA
This is a messenger RNA of Fraxinus pennsylvanica, 813 nucleotides long. The record is from the annotation of a GenBank genome assembly. NCBI's taxonomy places the organism in Eukaryota, Viridiplantae, Streptophyta, Magnoliopsida, Lamiales, Oleaceae.